ACGCGCCCCGCUCAUUAGCAUGUCAUUAGCAUGUGACGCGGGAAAGGCGGAAGCGGGGAUGGGGCGGUGCGGGGCCGGCCUGCGCCUGGCCCUGGAGGGGAACAUCGCCGUGGGGAAAUCGACCUUCCUGAAGCUGCUGGGAGCCACCUUCCCGCGAUGGCACCUGGUGACAGAGCCCGUGGCACAGUGGCGGAGGGUGCCGGCCGGGGGCACUGCCCAGGAAUCCCCGGGCUCCACCAACCUCCUCCAGAUGAUGUACCAGGAGCCGGCCCGGUGGUCCUACACCUUCCAGACCUUCUCCUGCAUGAGCCGGCUGAAGGCGAUGCUGGAGCUGCCAGAGGAGCCCCCCGGGACCCCCCACCCCGUGAGGGUCUUCGAGCGCUCCGUGUACAGCGACAGGUACAUCUUUGCCAAGAGCCUCUUUGAGGUUGGGCACCUGAAUCCUCUGGAAUGGGCCAUUUACCAGGACUGGCACGGCUUCCUGCUGCAGCACCUGGGCCCCCGUGCCACCCUGCAUGGCUUCCUGUACCUGAGGGCAACCCCACAGGUGGGCGUCCGUGGGAACAGGGAUGUGGGAGGCAUUUGGAUCCACCUGGAUAUCCCAGCAGGCACCUGGAAUUGCCCAAAAUGUUGGGGUUUAGCCAUAAAUCGCCCCCCUGGAGGAGCAGGGCUUGCUGCUGUUCCCAUGGGAAUGUUGGUGGGAAUUUUGCUGUGGAUUCUGGAGCAGGUUUUGGGGAGGGAGGGCUGCAGCAUCUUCUGGGGUCCCUCCCGUGGGAAUGUGGAGGCCUUUGUGACAUCCCUCGGGGCCGAUCCCUCACCGUCACAUCCCGGUGCUCUCUGAGCACAUCCUGGUACCCUCCGGAGCCGGGAAAGGGCAUCACCCGCCUGGAGAUCCAACACCAAGGACAAGGGACAAAUCCUGGUCCCCAACCGCCCCCUCAGCCCAUUUAUUCUGGGCGAGGGGUGGAUUUGAGGCGCUCUGGGAUGGUUUUAAGGCAGAUAAUCAGAGCGCAGCCGUGGGAUGAGUUUUGGGGUGUCAGGGUGGACUCCCCACGCUCCCCCUG
Molecule: messenger RNA, 1064 nt
Organism: Manacus vitellinus (golden-collared manakin)
Lineage: Eukaryota; Metazoa; Chordata; Aves; Passeriformes; Pipridae
Product: deoxyguanosine kinase, mitochondrial
Exons: 5
Coding region: 20-841 (273 amino acids)
Cellular component (GO): mitochondrion; cytoplasm
Molecular function (GO): deoxyguanosine kinase activity
Source: RefSeq, a predicted model, not a curated record